UAGAAAUUAUUCAUAACACAACGUCAAAAACAGAUUAUUUUCAAUAAUUUUUCUAAUUGUAUUCCGUAUUCGUAUAACUCUACAAAUUACUGAAGGCUGCAUUCUUCCUUUUCCCGCGCUGUUUAUCCGCUAUGGCAAUCAGGGUAGGAACAAGCAUCAACUCUAACACAUUCUCCGUCCGUCCUUCUCUUCCAAAUAUGAUCAAUCAUUACAAUUCUUUCAAAUUCCUCAAACCCACUUCAAAUAUCGAUCCAAUUUCAAAUUUCAUGUCAGCAAAAACUGCUGUUAGAAUGUCAACAGUUUUAAAUAAACCCAUUUCUGGAGAAACUAUUGAUUACAAUCAGCAAAUUCGACAUUUAUGUGAAGGUAAUAGACUAUCAGGAGCUGUUGGUUUGCUAUGUUCCUCUCCAAAAUCGGAAUUGGAGUUGGGUACUUAUUGUUUAGUGCUUCAACUCUGUGCAAAGUAUAAGUCCUUGCAAGAAGGUCGUCGAGUUCAUUCAGCGAUUUUGUCGAACAGUUUACACGUGUGCAGUGUAUUGGGUGCAAAAUUAGUAUUUAUGUAUGUCAAUUGUGGGGAUUUAGUAGAAGGUAGAAAAAUCUUUGAUAUAAUUGCAAAUGAGAAGGUUUAUUUAUGGAAUUUAUUGAUCAAAGAGUACACAAAAGUUGGUAAUUUUAAGGAAGGUAUAUAUUUGUAUAACAAAAUGAGGGAUUUUGGGGUUGAACCUGAUGCAUAUACAUUUUCCAGUGUUUUGAAGUGUUUUUCAGGAUUCGAGUUAAUGCAGGAAGGUGAAAAGGCUCAUGGGUGUUUAUUGAAGUUAAAUUUAGGUGCUAAUACUGUGGUAGUAAACUCCCUUAUUAGUUUUUAUUUCAUGUUUGGGAAACUUGAAAAAGCACAGAAGCUGUUUGAUGAAUUGCUUGACCGAGAUGUUGUAUCCUGGAAUUCAAUGAUAAGUGGGUAUGCGUCAAAUGGAUUUGCAAGAAAAGCAAUCGAUAUUUUUAAACAAAUGAUUUGCUGUGGCAUAUUUCCGAAUUCAACAACUUUGAUUUGUGUUCUUUCGGCCAUUGCAGAUGUUGCUGCAGUUGAGUUAGGAGCUAUGGUUCAUGGUUAUAUGGUAAAAACUGGUUUUCAUCAGGAUUUGACUUGUAACAAUACUUUACUUGAUAUGUAUUCGAAAUGUGGUGACUUGAAUGGUGCAAUUGAAGUCUUUGAAAAUAUGGGUGAACGUAAUAUCGUGUCAUGGACUUCUAUGAUAGGUACAUAUACGCGUGAAGGUCUGUCUGAUGCUGCCGUGAAAUUGUUUCACGAAAAGAGAAACAAGGGUAUUAAACCUGAUACAUUUGCUAUGACUGCUGUGUUAAAUGCUUGCGCAUCGAGCGGAUUGUUGGAAGACGGGAAGGAGGCGCAUGAGUAUGUCAAAAAGCAUAAUAUGGAUUCCGAUAUGUCGGUCUGUAAUGCCCUCAUGGACAUGUACAUCAAAUGUGGAAGCAUGAAGGAUGCAGAGUUAAUAUUCAGUCAGUUGGUGGUGGUGGACACAAUAUCCUGGAAUAUUAUGCUAGGUGGUUACUCAAAGAACGGGCUUCCAAAUGAAGCACUGAACUUAUUUCAUGAAAUGCUACAUGAAUUGAAACCGGAUGCUGUAUCCAUGUCUUGCAUAUUACCCGCUUGUACUAGCCUAUCCGCCUUGGAAACGGGAAAACAGAUUCAUGCCUACAUACUAAGAAACGGGCAUUAUUUCGACCAGUAUGUUGCUAAUGCACUUGUUGACAUGUAUGUGAAGUGUGGGCAACUAGCUUCUGCUCGAUUAGUAUUUGAUAUGAUUCCUAGCAAGGAUUUAGUUACAUGGACGAUAAUGAUUGCCGGAUAUUGUAUUCAUGGACUUGGAAAUGAGGCUAAUAUAGCUUUCGCUGAUAUGAGAAACGAAGGGAUUCAACCAGAUGAGAAAUCCUUCACAUCUAUAUUAUAUGGUUGCGUUCACUCGGGAUUGCUUAGUGAAGGAAGGAGAUUUUAUCUAAUGAUGGAAAAGGAAUUUAACAUUGAGCUGAAGUUGGAGCACUACUUAUGCAUGGUUAACCUCCUUGCUAAUGCCGGGAGGUUGGAAGAAGCGUAUAAAUUCAUCGAACGUGUGCCUUUGGAGCCUGAUGAGUCUCUCUGGGGCGCUUUACUUCAAGGGUGCAGAGUACACCACGAUGUUAAACUAGCUGAAAAGGUGGUUAAGCGUGCGUUUGAGCUUGAACCUAAUAACACAACAUACUCUACUCUUCUUGCAAACAUAUAUGAAGAGGACAAAACAUGGGAGAAGUUUAAAUGGCUGAGAAACAAAAUCAAGCAUCUUGGACCGAAAAAGAAUCUAAUUUGCAGCUGGAUCGAAGCUAACGAGAAGGUUCAAAUCUUUAUUGCAGGCAAUGUAUCUGCACACCCAGAUUUCAAAAAGAUAGAUACAUUCUUAAAGAAGCUAAGAACUAGAAGGAAGAAUGAAAAGUAUUCCCUAAAAGGAAAGCGUACGUUCAUUGAUGAGGAGGAAACGAAGAAGGAAGUAGCUCUUUGUGGUCAUAGUGAGAUAUCAGCUGUGGCUUUCGGAGUCUUAAAUAUGGCACCCGGGAAAACAAUAAGUGUCACUAAGAACUCGAAAAUAUGCUACGAAUGCCAUGAAACAGCCAAGUUCAUAUCAAAAGUUUGUAGAAGGGAAAUUGUCUUGAGAGAUUCUCAUCGUUUCCAUCAUUUCAAGGAUGCACGGUGUUCUUGUAAAGGCUAAAGGAGAGUGUCGUUUAAAAAUGGAUCUAUUUCUUUGACAAAACAUCGAGUCAUGUAGAACUCGAUCAACUGAUAUCGUUAACAAUCUCCUUUUUAAUCAUUAACAAGGAUAAGGUUGCGUACAUCUAGUCCUCCAAACCUCGCCAUAGUGGGAGGUAUUGAUAUUGUUAUAUAAGUACUUCCCUGAGAUUUGGAGCUUGUAUGUCAUCAUAGUAUACUAAUUUUGGCCUGCAAUUUUGAAUAGCCAUAUUUACAAGAUAUAAAACGUGGGACAGCCACAAUUUGUCUGUGCAUUCCUAGCAUUGUCUUGUAUGGAAUUAUUAGGCACAUAAAUGGUAUGAGAAAAGGUAUAAUUUGUCUAUCUACUGUUACAAUUAUUUGAUUUUGAAGCUAAUGACUGAUAACCUGGUCUUGCUGGCUGAGUUGUAAUAUCACAUGAAUCUGCAUCUGUUAUGUUGAAAAUUGAGUAUUUUCUGUUACAUUUCAUCCAUUUGAGUGGUUCAUUAUUAGCUGAGAGGCUACUAUAUUAUAAU
Messenger RNA from Amaranthus tricolor (Joseph's coat), 3285 nucleotides. RefSeq names its product pentatricopeptide repeat-containing protein DOT4, chloroplastic. The coding region runs from base 132 to 2753 and encodes 873 amino acids. Gene Ontology annotation, molecular function: zinc ion binding; protein binding; RNA binding. The record is from RefSeq and is a predicted model, not a curated record. Gene Ontology annotation, biological process: RNA modification. The transcript has a single exon. Lineage: Eukaryota; Viridiplantae; Streptophyta; Magnoliopsida; Caryophyllales; Amaranthaceae.